Molecule: messenger RNA, 2830 nt
Organism: Anguilla anguilla (European eel)
Lineage: Eukaryota; Metazoa; Chordata; Actinopteri; Anguilliformes; Anguillidae
Product: extracellular calcium-sensing receptor-like
Exons: 6
Coding region: 54-2663 (869 amino acids)
Biological process (GO): G protein-coupled receptor signaling pathway
Cellular component (GO): membrane
Molecular function (GO): G protein-coupled receptor activity
Source: RefSeq, a predicted model, not a curated record
CUGGGACUCAGGCAUGCCUCUGAGAAUCAUAAAUUGAUGGAGAAUUUAAGUGGAUGUAUUUAAACCUGGUACACAGCAGUGCUGGAUCUGAGAUGUGCAGUGGGAUGGCGCUGCAGAUCAUUCUGCUGGCACAGACAGUCCUCUGGGCUGCAGCACAGACUCCACCAUGCAGAAUACUGGGGAGGGCAGCCAAGCCUAGCUUCUAUCAACAUGGAGACAUCAACAUCGGCGGGGUCUUCUCCCUGCAUUAUAUUCCUUUGGACAUGACCAUCGAAUUUAAUGCCAAACCAGAACCACUCAGAUGCCCUCGAGUUGACUUCAUAGAACUCCAGGCGGCCCAGACUAUGAUCUUCGCCAUUGAAGAAAUAAACAACAGAACUGACCUCCUCCCAGGAGUGUCUCUAGGAUAUAAAAUAUAUGACACCUGUGUCUCUGCAGCAUUUUCUAUACAAGCAGCCAUGGCUCUGAUGAACGGUUAUGAGGAAACACUGACCGACACAUCCUGCUCCACACCAGCCGUAGUGCAGGCCAUCAUUGGAGAAUCAGGAUCUACAAACACUAUGGCAAUUGCUGAAAUAGUAGGAUUGUUUCAGAUUCCAGUGAUCAGUCAUUUUGCAACAUGUGCAUGUCUGAGCAAUAGAAAAAGGUUCUCCACAUUCUUCAGAACCAUUCCCAGUGACUAUUACCAGAGCAGAGCACUGGCUCAGCUGGUGAAGCACUUCGGAUGGACCUGGAUAGGAGCAGUGAGAAGUGACAGUGACUAUGGCAACAACGGGAUGGCCACAUUUAUAAAAGCUGCUGAACAGGAAGGGAUCUGCAUUGAGUAUUCAGAGAAAUUUCACAGAACAGAACUGAAGAAAUUACUGAAGGUUGUAGAUGUUAUCAAAAGAGGUACUGCAAAGGUAAUUGUAGCCUUUCUUAGUGAGGGUGAAAUGAUCAAGUUACUGGAGCAGCUAACACUUCAGAAUAUUACAGGUCUCCAAAUGAUUGGUUGUGAAAGCUGGAUGACAUCAAGCAGUUUAGUAACACCUACAACUUUCAGAAUACUGGGAGGGUCUAUUGGCUUUGCUGUUACCAAAGCCAAAAUAAAUGGCUUCAAAGAGUUUUUGUUGAAACUUCACCCAUCUCAGUACCAAAAUAAUACUGUUGUCAUUGACUUUUGGGAAAAUGUGUUUCAAUGUUCACUAACAAAUGAAAACAACGUACCUCACAUGAAUCCCUGCACUGGAUCUGAGAGCUUAAUUGAACUGGAAAAUGAAUACACUGAUGUAUCAGAGCUGAGAAUCUCCAGCAAUGUUUACAAAGCAGUAUAUGCUGUUGCUCAUUCUCUACAUGGCUUAUUGGCAUGUACACCCCAUCAAGGCUGCACAAGCAGUGUGAAAACAGAGCCCUGGCAGGUAAUUAAGGCUAUGAAAAAAGUCAAUUUCACUUUGGGAACUGGAGAGAAAGUCUCUUUUGACAGUAAUGGAGAUCCAGCGGCAAGAUAUGAGGUGGUGAACUGGCAGCUUGGUCCUGAUGGUGCAGUAAAGUUCAAGGUGGUUGGCUACUACGAUGCCUCGUUACCAGUUGGGCAGCAGUUUGUGAUGAGCCCUGUUACUAUGGUGUGGGCAGGCGGGCAAAAACAGAAAUCCAGGUCAGCGUGCAGUGAGAGCUGUCCCCCAGGCACCCGGAAGGCUGUGCAGAGAGGAAGGCCUGUCUGCUGCUAUGACUGUGUGCCCUGCGCUGAGGGAGAAAUCAGCAAUACCACAGAUUCUAAUAACUGUAUUCAGUGUACAGAAGAAUACUGGUCUAAUGCUAAAAGAGAUCAAUGUGUUUUAAAGGCUGUCGAAUUUCUGUCAUUUCAUGAAAUUAUGGGAAUCGUGCUUGCUCUUUUUUCUAUAUUUGGAGCAUGUGUUACUGCAUUUGUGGCUGUAUGGUUCUAUAUAAAGAAGGACACACCCAUUGUGAAAGCCAACAACUCAGAGCUGAGCUUCCUGCUGCUCUUUUCAUUGAAACUGUGUUUCCUUUGCUCUCUUACCUUCAUCGGCCGGCCCUCUGAGUGGUCCUGUAUGUUGCGCCACACUGCGUUUGGGAUCACCUUUGUCCUCUGCAUCUCUUGUGUUCUGGGAAAAACAAUAGUGGUGUUAAUGGCCUUCAGGGCUACACUUCCAGGCAGUAAUGUCAUGAAGUGGUUUGGGCCUCCCCAGCAGAGACUGAGUGUUCUUGCUUUCACUCUCAUACAGGUCCUUAUUUGUGUGCUUUGGUUGACAAUAUUCCCUCCUUUCCCCAACAAGAACAUGAAGCACUACAAAGAAAAGAUCAUUCUAGAAUGUGAUGUAGGAUCAGCACUGGGGUUCUGGGCUGUGCUGGGUUAUAUUGGGCUCCUCUCUAUAUUGUGUUUUGUUUUAGCUUUUCUGGCUCGUAAGCUGCCUGACAACUUCAAUGAAGCCAAAUUCAUCACAUUCAGCAUGCUCAUAUUCUGUGCAGUCUGGAUCACCUUUAUACCAGCUUAUGUCAGUUCACCUGGAAAGUUAACUGUAGCUGUGGAGAUAUUUGCAAUUUUAGCAUCUAGUUUUGGCUUGCUAUUCUGUAUCUUUCUUCCAAAAUGUUAUAUAAUAUUAUUCAGACCUGAACAAAAUACAAGAAAGCAUAUAAUGGGUAAAACAGAUGUGAAAUCCAUCUAACAUGGUCGUGUACUUAUUGUGCGUCGCUUUGGAUAAAAACGCCUGCCAAAUAAAUGUAAUGUAACUGUAAUGCUUGUAGAUUUCUUGUUAGUUGCAGCAUUUUGCCCAGAGUUAAAGGCUAUCUGGUGACAUACCAUAAAUUUUAAAAUACAAAUGUACAGGAAAUA